Molecule: messenger RNA, 4634 nt
Organism: Clarias gariepinus (North African catfish)
Lineage: Eukaryota; Metazoa; Chordata; Actinopteri; Siluriformes; Clariidae
Product: chloride channel protein 2-like
Exons: 24
Coding region: 189-2879 (896 amino acids)
Biological process (GO): chloride transport; transmembrane transport
Cellular component (GO): membrane
Molecular function (GO): voltage-gated chloride channel activity
Source: RefSeq, a predicted model, not a curated record
UCGGGCUCGCGCUGUGCGGCGCUCGGGUGACUGCCGUCUCGUGACGCGCGCGCGCAGAGACUUUAUGGCACGACUCGGCGCGUGAAUCCCUGCAGUCCGCCCACGUCUGUGUGUGUGUGUUUUAGUCUAAGUCUCUUCAGUCUCCUCCAGUCUUCUCUCCCGGACCGCGCGAGCGUCUGCACGCAGCCAUGGCGGGAGACGGCACCGAUCAGCGCGCGCUGCAGUACGAGCAGACCCUGAUGUAUGGGCGCUACACGCAGGACCUGGGUGUGUUCGCCAAAGAGGAAGCGGAGCGUCUGAGGGAGGAGGCGGCGUUCAGACGUCUGGUGAAGGAGAGGAGCCGAUCGCUCGAGCUGCUCGAGUACGAAAAGGGGCGCUGUGCCAAGUGCAAGAUCUGUACAGUUCACUGUCAGAAGUUUCUGAUCUCGCGUGUGGGAGAGGAUUGGAUCUUUCUCAUCCUGCUCGGACUCGUCAUGGCCCUCGUCAGCUUCGUCAUGGACUUCUGCAUCGCCAUCUGUCUACAAGCUCAGAAGUGGAUGUAUGGAGGUUUGGACAGUAAUAUGGUCCUGCAGUACUUGGCCUGGAUCACUUACCCUGUAGUUCUCAUCAGCUUCUCUGCCGGAUUCACACACAUCGUCGCACCGCAGGCUGCUGGUUCCGGUAUUCCCGAGAUGAAGACCAUCCUGAGGGGCGUGGUGUUAAAGGAGUACCUCACCCUCAAAACAUUUGUAGCCAAAGUCAUUGGUCUAACAUGUGCACUGGGUAGUGGGAUGCCUCUGGGCAAGGAGGGUCCAUUUGUGCACAUUGCGAGUCUGUGUGCAGCGCUGCUUUGCAAGUUCAUGUCCCUCUUCGGCGGAAUUUACGAGAAUGAAUCAAGGAACAUCGAAAUGUUGGCUGCUGCGUGUGCUGUGGGUGUCGGUUGUUGCUUUGCUGCCCCUAUAGGAGGCGUGCUCUUCAGCAUUGAGGUCACAUCCACGUUCUUCGCGGUAAGGAACUACUGGCGCGGGUUCUUCGCCGCCACCUUCAGUGCCUUCAUCUUCAGAGUGUUGGCUGUGUGGAACCGAGAUGAAGAGACCAUCACCGCUCUCUUUAAGACUCGUUUUCGCCUCGACUUCCCCUUCGACCUCCAGGAGCUCCCGGCCUUCGCCGUCAUUGGGAUCGCGAGUGGUUUCGGCGGAGCUCUGUUCGUUUAUCUGAACAGGCUCAUUGUCCAGUUUAUUAGGAAGCAGAAGGUGAUCAACAAGUUCCUCAUGAAGAAGCGUCUUCUCUAUCCUGCCCUCGUCACCCUCCUGAUCUCCACUUUGACUUUUCCUCCUGGAUUUGGACAGUUUAUGGCGGGCCAGCUGACCCAGAAGGAGUCUCUGGUGACGUUGCUGGAUAACCGCACGUGGGCGAAGCAGGGCAUCGCUGAGGAGUUUGAGUACGACGGUCACGCUGCAGCCUGGAAACACCCGCAGGCCAACGUCUUCAUCACGCUCGUCAUCUUCAUCGUGAUGAAGUUUUGGAUGUCAGCUUUGGCCACCACUAUCCCGGUACCCUGCGGCGCUUUCAUGCCCGUCUUUGUGAUUGGUGCUGCUUUCGGCCGGUUGGUGGGUGAGAGCAUGGCUGCUUGGUUUCCUGAAGGGAUUCACUCAGAUGGUGUUGUGUAUUCAAUUGUUCCUGGAGGAUACGCCGUAGUGGGAGCGGCAGCCUUAUCCGGAGCAGUGACACACACGGUGUCGACGGCGGUGAUCGUGUUCGAGUUAACGGGACAGAUCAGCCACAUCCUUCCCAUCAUGAUCGCUGUUAUUUUAGCGAACGCCGUGGCACAGAGUCUCCAGCCCUCCAUCUACGACUCCAUCAUCCGCAUCAAGAAGCUUCCCUACCUGCCUGAGCUCGGCUGGGGCCACCACGAGAAGUACAACAUCCGUGUGGAGGACAUCAUGGUGAGGGACGUGAGGUUCAUCACGCUCAACUGCACCUACAGGGACCUGCACGACGUCCUGCUGAGCGAGAGACUCAAAACAGUCGCACUGGUCGAGUCCUCAGAGUCGAUGAUCUUAUUGGGCUCGAUUGAGCGCGCUCAGUUGCAGGCGCUGCUCUCCCUUCAGCUCGGCCGGCCGCGGAGAAUCGAGUUCCUCCGGCAGCGCUCGCAGGACGAGAAGAAACUCCCGAACACGCACAGCAGCGAGGACUGCGUCCACAAGGCCAACCAGGAAGUCCGCUUCCAGAUCUCUACAGAGGAAUCCUCGUUCAGUCCCCCCCGCUCCAUCUCACCAAAACCACUGAAACCUGCACUGAAAAGACAAUCAGUGGUGGAGAGAGGUUCACAGAUUCCUUCCAAUCAGGAUUCGGGCAUCGCCUUAAAGAGUCUAUUCUGCGCCCACCCAGACAUUGAGAGGGCGGAGAUUUAUAACCUGGAGAACUCGGUGGCUCCUGAGUACAGGAAGCUCAAGCGUGUGAGGAUAUCGGUGGCGGAGGAAGACAUAGAGGACGACAUGACUAUGAGAGAGAUUGCUGAGUGGGAGGAGCAACAGCUUGAUGAGCAGGUCAACUUCAACAACUGUAAGAUUGAUCCCGCCCCCUUUCAGCUGGUGGAGCGCACAUCACUGCACAAGACGCACACCAUUUUCUCUCUUUUGGGUUUGGACCAUGCUUACGUCACCAGUAUCGGACGCCUCAUUGGGGUCGUAUCUCUCCGAGAGUUGCGUAAGGCCAUCGAGGGUUCUGUGACGGUGAAGGGGGUGAAAGUGCGCCCCCCGCUGGCCAGCUUCAGGGACAGCGGCACCAGCAGCAGCGACGCGGAAGUGACCGAACUCCACAAACUGUGGAACCGCCACACCAACAUGACGCUGCCGAGGGACCAGCUGCCCUCCGACUCGGACGAAAAAUCCCAGUGAAGAACAAAAAAAACAAAGGGAACUAAAGAACACUUAAGGGAAGAUGGAUGAAAGGAGACGGAUAAGACUCAGAAUUCAUUCGUGAAUUUUUUUCCGUCUGUUUCUUUUUAUUUUUCUACGGACGCUGAAUAGCUGCACACUCCUGGGCUUUUCCUGGAAAGUUCUGUAUCGGCGCCGCCGGUGAACGAUCGGCCGCACGGAUGUGAGCGCCGUAUAGUUCCUGUCCCGCCUCCUCUGCACUGAUGUCAUUUCCUGGUUGGAAGGAAAGGGCUGCUCUAGGAAACGCUAACACUCUGAAUUUAAAUAAUUUCAGACAAAUCUACGUGGUCGCUUUUCCACAGCUUCUCUCUGCUUCUCUUUGUUCUUCUUUCUGUCUUUGAUCUUCCAGUCUUUUUUAUCAUUAUUUUUUUUUAACAAUUCCUAUUUUUCUUAUCGUACAUGUCUGGGCGCUGGUUAGAGAUGCAAAGAGAUAUCUAGCGAUACUAGCGCAGUUUUUAACGCAGUCUUUUUAAAGUUGACGCCCACACGCUGCUCACACUUUGUUUUCUUUGUACACUGAAAGAUCAAUGCUUCGUUUUUUUGUGAAUUAUUCUGAAAUUCAGAUUGACAUCUUUAAUUAGCGGUUGUCCGUUUUGUACGCUAACCCUUCAUGUGAUUUUUUUUAUUUUAUUUAUUUUUUAUUCUGGCGCAGUCAUCAGAAACAGAUGAUUAAUAUCGUUCUCGUUAACUGCGAUGCACUUUGCUUUAAAAAAAAAAAUAGAAAAAGAAAAUAAAAGUUGAUUUGGGUGAAAAUUCACCAACACUACAAUCAACACAAUUUAUAUAAGCAUUAUUACCUGUAACUUUAUCUAAUUCUACACUGAUUUUUAUGUUUCGUCUGUUUCUAUUUAUUUAUUAAAAUAUUCUCAUUUUGAAAUCGUUCGAAAAACGCUAAAACUAGAUCCAAGCUAAAAUUCUCCUCUUUUUUUUUUUCCUCCAUCAAAUGGGAUUAACAUUCCGGUCUGCUGCACACAUCCGGAAUUUUAACACUGAUGUUAUUCUAACCUUCUGCUGCAUCUGGAGAACUUAAGGUUCUAAUUUCCAGAUAUGUUCCUCAAGUAACCUGUCCAUAUCUCAUCAUCUCAUCAGAUCAUACCCUUGUCUUACAUCUGUUGGAUCAGAUGUUCUUACUUACUACUGAAUAUUCCUUCUAUCUAAGAAUUAGAGCAUUUCAUAGGAACUUGAAUUCUGAAGGAUCUCGGGUUACUUUACAACCUGUACAUUUCUCUUCAUCUUAUCGGAACCAAAAUAAAGGACCUGCUUUUACAUCUGUUGGCUCAGAUUCUCUAACUUCCCAAUGAACAAUUCCUGUAUGUGUUUUCCAGAAUCUCAUAAGACCUUUUGUGAGCUUGUGAGACCUGAAAGAACUAACAUCGUGUCCAGCAGAACCAGAAUCUUCCAUUCCAACAUCUCGUUUUAUCAUUGUCUUAUUAAAUGUUUGUGGUGCCGUACCUUUUAGGAUCUGAGGUUCCAAUUUGAACAAGCAGAACCUAGUCAUGGAUACCCCAUAUCCUAAUUACAAGAAUCUCUUCCUUUUGGAGCUGGAGAAAGAACUUAAGCAUCUGAUGAGACCUUCUAAGUGUUUAGUCUACAGAUCAAACCACCCAACAUUUCAAAUAUCCUCCAUAUAUUACUUUAGGAUUCCCCCGGAGAACGUAGUCAUUCUUAUUUUUGGCCAGUCACACCUAUCAGUAUUUUCUUUGUUGAAGUCAAGAA